CCACUGCAAACGGCUCGCUACUCGCCUGUGGUUACUUUUGCACUGGAGCCUACGUCCGCCAACAACACUGGCGGCGAUGACGGCGACAGCGGGUGAGCACGGAGCACUACUGGAGCAACAACCGAAACAGAUCUUCUUACCACAGCGGCGCUAUCUUGCUGUCGACUAAGCCGGCUAGUUCAGUUGGCGGACAGACGGUGGAAUAACAAGAAGAAAGUGUUUGUACUGAAAAAGCGGAAUAACGUUCAUCGAUCAUAGAACGGGCCCAUUGAGAGAGGCAUCGAAAACCCCGCCGCCGAAAAACCACUGCUCACACGCCGUUGCCUUCGUCAGCGGAGUCACAAGCCGACUGCUGCACGGGCAGGGAAGUUGCAGCAGAUCAGUGUCAGCCUUUUCGUUACCAAAACACAACUCGACGGCAGCGUUAGUGACAGCAACGACAACUUCAGCUGUCGGCGCCGCCAACUGCUGACUCACAAAUGUUCCAAGUGUUCCAUUGAUCAGUGGUGACCCCCUUGGUCCUCUGCUAUGCACUUUUACUUGCUCGUGCUGUUUGGUACUAUUGCAGAUAGUUGAUAUAUGCGCACCGAACGUCCAAUGACAAGCAACCGACAUUCGAGUAACGUCCGAGUGUUUGGAUGAGUAAUAAGGAGCACCGAAGACAGUUAGCGAGUGAGUCGCGUGGCAGUGCGUGUUCGCUGGAUGUCGCCUGUCUGCCCGGACAAAACAAGUUCCCUGAUAGAAUUGCAGCAGCAAUAACAGCAAAGGAAGGCCUUGUAACGGCCGUAAAACGGGCUACGUAAAGUUACAGUCUCUGCCAUACCGAUGUUGUUGAUGCUAGCGGAGCGGAAAGUUGAGUGGAGCGAUCUUUGGAGUCCGUUUAUAACGGGACAUCGAUGGGGUCAGCUCUAGCCUGAACACAAUAAGGACGUAAAACAGAAACGAAGUUGAGAAACUUGCACUGAUGCUUUUUGGAAAAGGUCUGAAAAAUUUGCCUCUAGUGAAGUUAGUAACGAAAUACGAAGUUUGAAGAAUAGCAGUUUCGAAAAGUUGUGUACUGUUCGACAGUGACAAAUACAGCAGAAGAAUAAGGUCAGAAAAGGAAGGGAGGAAGGAACGCAGAAACGCAGUUACUGAUCCUGCAGUGUUCAUCAUGAGAGGCAUGCAAUUACCAUACGAUGCACAUAAACGCACACAUGCUAUUGCCCCUAGGCAGCCGGCGUCGGAGAUGUGGGACGUCCGCCUACGCUUCAGACGUUGCCAGACGUCGCCGAUCGCGAAUUUGAUAGCGACUCGCAACAGCUGGAAGAAAACAAAAUUAUUAGCAGCAACGCGGUCUAAGCCGAUCCAAAUAAGCGCUGUUUAAUGGCAGCCAUGUAAAGCUGAUUACAAUGUGACUUUUGGUACAUAAUCUUCGGAAUUUGUUGCUUGGCUAGUCGAUAUUCGUUUCUUGUUCAGUUGGUCCAUCUUCAUGUCUAUUUGCUUUCUCAUACGCGCCUCAUUGUGACUGUCUGCAGUAAGCGGCCAAACUCAAAACUCUGAGCUACAGCGCCCAUCAACACGAACCAAUACGUCAUCCUUGUCGUUUCUUUUCCCGCGCUGAGUGGCCGGCAGCCUUCAGAGAGCCGCCUUACUACGACCCAGGCCAACCCAGAAAUGUACUUGAGCUGGUCAGCUGCUUUAAGAUCCACGCUCUUACUGACAUCGAAAUCAUCUCUGCUCGGAGUCAACCUCAGGGGGGGGGGGUUCGACUCAAGCGCUUGUUAUUUGGUCAUAUUGGUAGGCAAUGGCGGGGCGAGAACACGCUCUCAAUAUGCAGCGAGGCCAACAGCAACCGCCGGUUUCAGCAAGAAUGACCUCCAUCUCGCUCAAGACAGAUUUACCGGAGGGGCACACGGCGGCCCAGUCGGUAGUUCAGCUCUCUGCUUUGAAUCUCGAUUAUUUCCGAACAAUACCUGGAUGGGUGAAGAUUACACAAUUGGUGCUGGGAGUAAUCUGUUUGGGAUGCGGCUCUCCAGCGCUGGCCAGUUUCGCUCGAUUUUACAUGUUUGUAGCUGGUGUAACGUUCUGCGGUACAGCGUUGCUAUCGUUGGCUCGUCUUCUUCACAUAUCCAUAAAUAUACCGAAUAUCGAAUGGUCGUUUGCCGAGAGCGUGUAUACCGCCUGUGCAUGCUGCCUCUGGUUGGUUUCUUCCAUCUUGCAGUUGGUUAUGGCUACAAGCAGCGAUUGGCGUUAUCGAAGUGAUUUUUUCUCACAAACUCUAAGUGACCAAUAUGUUGCUGCGGGUGUUUUUGGAGUAUUUCAGGUGAUCACCUAUGGAGUGGGGACGUUCUUUCUGUUUAUCGAAUGGAAAGCGUCCAGGCCGAUGCCACCGCCGACGAGCAUCCCCCAGUCAUAAGUCAGAAUAGAAUGACGGUUAAUAGGACGGCACCCGGAUUAGCACUGCAUUAGCGGCUGGUUUUCCACUUGGUUUUCAGUGGUUGGAACCUGAUUCUCCCUCCUAUUGGGAACAUCAUCAUUCUGGCCUUCGUAUCUGACCAGCAAAAUACCCCUUUGACAAUUUUCAAUACCAAAUGUAUAAUAUUUAAAAGGAGUUGCGCUCCCUUAUUUUUAACCACUUGCCGUUUACUCAUGAUAACGUUAAAGAGAUUUCCAUUGUUUGCAUAGAGGCGAUACGAUUAAGAGCGGGCUUAUAGCGUCUGUAAAGGUUAUCUGUUGUGUAUUCAUCGUUUCGUGUCUGAAAUAGAGAGUACACUUUAUGAUGCUACUGAAAAUUAUCCACAUUCACGAGCGGAUUUGUCAGAUUCAAGAGAUUUAUCCAAAUUUAAAGGGUCGUAUAAUUAAUCAACUUAGAACGGUUGAUUUCGAUGGCGUCUGUUCUGUUUCUGAUUAGCGAGCUUAGUACGUCAGACUUUUCUCUAGUCUCAGGAUUAGAUCUAAUGUGAGGAUUCUGCCCUAGAAAAUCGAAUGAUGACCAGAAGAUAUUAAUUCUUGCUUUCGUAGAGUCUAUACGGACCUCGCCAUUCCCAAUCUACAACUCAGAUUGAAUAGGCGCUUUAGAUCCUGUGACUUAACACCAUUAGCGUUAUGACGUUUUCGCAGGACAAAAAGCGAACAAAGUUCGAUUGCGUAUGUAGCUAAGCCACGAUUACCCGAAAUACUGCCAGUACUUCUCGCAUGCUUAAAGCAAUGUACGGAUCUUAGUGUUCGAUGGCUAACUUGAAACGGAUCCAUUUUUUUUUUUCUUAAAUAAUCAAUAGAGCUACCGAUCAAACAAGAUGUGGCUUGUUUGAAUGGUAGUUGCUCUAAAAAUCUGCUUCGGUUUACGAUCAACGGACACCUUGUCAAGCAGACGUUUGUACUACGUACGGAAGCCGAUAGUCAAACUCUGCUGUGCAGUUCAGAGACCAAGUGAAGAAUAUUCUUCCACGAAAUUGUGCAUACGGCACAACGCUAUUAUUUUUCCUCCAUUCAAAAUUACUUAUAUAAAUCCAUCACUAAAAGAUCUUCGUGAAUCUACAAAAUUACGUAUCAUAAUAAAUCGUUUGGUGCAAGGUGACACAAGUUCACCCGGCUAAAAUAUAAAUAAUAACUGGAACCGUUGUGGAUCUUCAUGUCGAAUGCACUUUUCGAACGGUACUGCCUCCCGUUACAAAGCGACCUGUAUGCAACCAACAGCGUUCUUACUAGCGUGUGCACUACUGGCCAUGGUUGUCAAAGCAUGAACUGUGCAGGCUGUCUGCCGAGCACCGGCGACACAAACACUCAGAUUGAUAAGGGUAUCUGCAGUAGAUAUUGUAAUAGAUACUUGACAAGCUAGCAAGAGAAUAUAUCUUGGCUAUCUUAUGGACCAGGAUAACUUUCGAAAACGUUCAUUAUCAGAAAAUGUAAAAGACAUCAUAAAAUAAAGACAAUAAAGUUCGUCAUUGAUACACGUACCCAGUUA
Varroa destructor (honeybee mite) is the source of this 3946-nucleotide messenger RNA. RefSeq names its product CKLF-like MARVEL transmembrane domain-containing protein 4. Gene Ontology annotation, cellular component: membrane. Lineage: Eukaryota; Metazoa; Arthropoda; Arachnida; Mesostigmata; Varroidae. The record is from RefSeq and is a predicted model, not a curated record.